AUGGUGAAGAGUUGGUGCUGUGAGAAGACUCAUCUAAAGAAAGGUGUAUGGAGUCCCGAAGAAGAUCUAAAGUUGAGAUCUUACAUUAAGAAAUAUGGAAUUUGGAACUGGAGUGAGAUGUCAAAAGCUGCUGGUUUGGUUAGGUCUGGAAAAAGUUGCAGACUCCGCUGGAUGAACUACUUAAGGCCAGACAUCAAGCAUGGAAACUUUAGUCAUGAAGAAAAGGAAACCAUUGUCACAUUGCAUGAGACUCUAGGAAACAGAUGGUCUGCAAUAGCAGCAAAACUACCUGGUAGAACAGACAACGAAGUGAAAAAUUACUGGCACACCCACUUGAAGAAACGUUUCUACAAGCAGAUGCAAGACUGUUCUAGUACUAGUGCCACUACUAGUACUGUUUUGGGGAUGGAAUCAGAACCAAAUUUAAAUGACGAAGCAGGCUCUGAUGAUCAGAACAAGAUUAUUAACAAUCUUUCUGAAUCGGCUACUGAUCAACUUUCAGUUCCUCACGAGCCUUUAAUAUCUUCAAAAUUGGAAAGCUCAUCACAAGAAAAUGAACUAAUAAUUUCUACACAAGAUUUCCCUUCAGCAGUGCUUGUUACCUCAGCGCCUACAAAUCAUGAAUUUGGUAACAUUAGACGUGAUAUUGGCCAGAAUGAAGUUAUUAAUACUGAAAGUAAUAACAACGAGAUUGCUAUCAGUAAUAAUCAAUCUCAAACAUUUGAAGAAAUUGAUCAUUGUUUAUGGACUGCACAAGUACCUGUCGUAAAUAAUGGAGGCUUCGAAACCCAGGAAGAUCAUGCUGAUCAAGGAAUUUUUAUAGAUGAUCAUAUGCAUCCUAAUUAUGGUCAAUUUAUGGGACCAAGUAGUAGUAUUUCUGAGACCAUGUGGCCAGAUGAUUUAUACGAAUUUGAAUAUGUCUGCAAUGAUUGGGUGAAUUAUAUGGAUAACAUAUUCUGAAAGUGGUAGCUAGGAGUGUACUAUAUAUAAAUAUAUUUGUAUAUGUAAUCUCAUGAUGUAUGUCAAAAAAAACGUGUAUAUAUGUAUA
Molecule: messenger RNA, 1048 nt
Organism: Humulus lupulus (European hop)
Lineage: Eukaryota; Viridiplantae; Streptophyta; Magnoliopsida; Rosales; Cannabaceae
Product: transcription factor MYB13-like
Exons: 3
Coding region: 1-960 (319 amino acids)
Source: RefSeq, a predicted model, not a curated record